Molecule: messenger RNA, 39893 nt
Organism: Podarcis lilfordi (Lilford's wall lizard)
Lineage: Eukaryota; Metazoa; Chordata; Lepidosauria; Squamata; Lacertidae
Source: the annotation of a GenBank genome assembly
CCCAGCUCUCUUCACUCAGUUAAAACAAUGUCCUCCAGGGAAAGAUCCUCAAAGGACAUUUGAUCUCACAAGCUUUGGAAUUCUUUUAAGGGACCUAACCCGGAAACCGCUCGGCAGCACCCUAACUCUGAGCCUAUGCUCCUUGGAAUCGCUAGGAGAUGAGCACCUCUCUUAAUUACAAGUCUUUUUCCAAAGAGCAGCAAACUAUGGAUAACUUGGAGAAGCAGCUUAUUUGUCCCAUAUGUUUAGAGAUGUUUACUAAGCCAGUGGUUAUCCUCCCCUGUCAGCACAACCUCUGCAGAAAAUGUGCCAACGAUAUCUUCCAGGUAGAUCUAUUAAACUUUUUAAAAUUCCAAUAAAUGUUUAUAAUACUUUCAUGUUAAAAGGGGAGGGGUAUCAUUUAAUAAACAGGAUUCUCUUUAAAAGCAAAAAGAGAGAGAGACUUAAUUAGGCACAUGGGUUCUUUGUUAUUUAUCUUAUGUGUGAUUUCGAAUCUGUUACAUUUGUAAAUGUCCCUUUUAUUUAUAUAGGCUGAAAUGUUAUUUCAAGUAUUUAGAGAUAUUAACACACAUACCCAUUCCUGUUGUUCCACAACACCUCUAAAAAUGGCAAAUUUCUCUCUAGCAUAAGUUGUCAUUAUAUUAUUAGCUUCCAGGCUUGAGCAACAAUAUAUUUGCAGCUAUUUCUCUUUCUGUGUACUUUUUGGGCAGUAUUUUUCCUGGUAGUUUGGCUUUGAUGACCUGAUCCAGGUCCCCUGGAGUCAUCAGAGUCACGGCAUCCAGGUAUUAGAUCAUAUCUUAAGCAGAUAGUGUGAGAUGGACCUUGUGAUGUGGAAGUGAGAGCAGUUGUCAGAAAUAACUGUGAAAUAAUGCAUGCUUAGCUUUACAACUUUGUUUAUUGUUUGGCAAGAACAGGCCUCGAACCCUUACCUGCCAACCAGAGGAGGCACAACUGUGGCAUCAGGAGGUCGAUUCCGCUGUCCAUCUUGUAGACAUGAAGUAGUUCUGGACAGGCAUGGAGUGUAUGGUCUUCAAAGGAACCUGUUGGUGGAAAAUAUAAUUGAUAUUUACAAGCAGGAAUCUACCAGGUAAUAGACCGAUUUUUGUCCUUGAAGGAUUGAUUAUGGAUGCAGGUUCCUGACUUGGUUGUGUUUGCCACAGAAACACAUGGAUUGGAUUCCCCAAGCCCCAAAUCGAGACUUCUGUCAUAAAACUGAGCUAUUGCUGCCCAUUCCCUGUUAGAACCUCUUUCCCCUACCCCAUUCUUAUUUUAAUUCCUCAAGUCAACCUGGAGCUUUUAUCUCUAGCUAGCUAGAGAAAGCAAUAGCAACGAGCAGUGCUUUUUUUCAGGGGGUACUCAAAGGUAUGCAGUACGGCACUUCUUUUUUUGUUGUUGUUAAAAAGUGUGGCACUUACUGUAACAACUUCAUGGUAAAAAGGUUAAGGGACCCCUGACUGUUAGGUCCAGGCGCGGACGACUCUGGGGUUGUGGUGCUCAUCUCACUUUAUUGGCCGAGGGAGCCGGCGUACAGCCUCCGGGUCAUGUGGCCAGCAUGACUAAGCUGCUUCUGGCAAACCAGAGCAGCGCACAGAAACGCCGUUUACCUUCCCGCUGGAGCAGUACCUAUUUAUCUACUUGCACUGUGUGCUUUUGAACUGCUAGGUUGGCAGGAGCAAGGACUGAGCAACGGGAGCUCACCCUGUCUGGGGAUUCGAACCGUUGAUCUUCUGAUCGGCAAGCCCUAGGUUCUGUGGUUUAGACCACAGCACCACCUGCGUUUAGAAAAAAAGCACUGGCAAUGAGCACCAUCAGCAUCUGCUAAAGGUAGUGAGGCCCCCACAUCUCUGGUGGUUGCUCAGUUGCUGAUACUGGUUAGGAUUUGCUUUGUAUAAGAAGAAAGGUUUGCUCUCUUUACCCUUUGAUUGGGAGCUUCAUUUUACAGUAUUGGAUGCCACACAAGCUUCUAUUCUUAUUGAAUAAUGCUGGCAGCUCUAAUCUGUUGCUUUAUGGGAUUUCUUGGCAUAAAGCAAUAUGUAGAAAGGUAUUUACUCCUUGCAUCUGAGAAACGAGCCUACAAAUAAUUCAUCAUGUCAGCAGUCUUUGCUCAUGUACACACUCAAGAAAGUCCGUCGGUCUGUAGCCACAGAACCAAACGAUGAUGCAUGCUAUGGAUCACCCACCAAAUGGAUCACCCACAAAAUUCCUGCGUCCAUUUCAGUUUCUUCCAUAUAUCCACCAUACGUUACAACAUUCCAGCACUUUUAAAAAUAAAACAUCAAAAUCUACUGCAACGAAUUGCUGAAUAAAAUCCUUAAAUAUUUUCCCCGGUAAUGUGUGUUUUUCCACAUGACUACUUAGUUGCCAGAGUCCUUCUGUAGACUGGCCCAGAGAGCAGCUCAGCUUCUUCUCCUCUCUAGGUGAAAAAGAGGUGAAAUGCGCUUUUAUACAGAAGGCAUUUGAACAAGUGCCGCUUGCUUGACAAGCUAUACUUGCUGAUUUUGCUCUUCUACUUAUGCAGCUGAAAGUGCAGAAGCUCUGCCCUCCUCCCCCCCCCCCCCUUAGAUGCAGGGGAGAAGAGCUUAACAAAUCCUCUCUGGGUCAGUCUACAGGAGCUCUGAAAGGACUUGGGCAAUCAAGUAGUCAUCAUAGUGGCAUGCAUAAAUGCACCCAUAGCUGGAGGAAAUGGGUUUUUUAUUUAUUUAGCUUUUUUAUAUAAAAAAAGACCAUUCAACAUGAAAAGAGCAAAGCUGAGUAGAGAAAUAGAAAAGAAAAACACAUCAUAUAAAAGCAAUGUAAUAUCAUUAUCAUCAAAACAAAUAUAAAACAAGAUCCAUGUGAUCUCAUUGCUUCCCACACAGCCAUACUAACACUAACCUGGGAGUGCCUGUUUGAAGAGAGUUUUUUUCAGCAUAUGCAGAAAGACCAAAAUCUGGCUUCAAAUCACUGCCCAUACAUGCACUGAAACCAACAGUUUUCUGUUGAUGAUUUACUGCAAGGACACACUCAAAUCACUUAAAGCACUUGUCCACCUGCUUCCAGAGCAUCUUUCUCUAAGCUCUAGAUCAUGGGUAGGCAACUAAGGCCCGGGGCUUGGAUCUGGCCCAAUUGCCUUCUAAAUCCGGCCCGUGGACGGUCCGGAAAUCAGUGUGUUUUUAAAUCAGUAGAAUGUGUCCUUUUAUUUAAAAUGCAUCUCUGGGUUAUUUGUAGGGCCUGCUUGGUGUUUUUACAUGAGUAGAAUGUGUGCUUUAAUUUAAAAUGCAUCUUUGGGUUAUUUGUGGGGCAUAGGAAUUCGUUUUUCUUCUUCUUUUUCUCAAAAUAUGGUCCAGCCCCCCACAAGGUCUGAGGGACAGUGGACUGGCUCCCUGCUGAAAAAGUUUGCUGACCCCUGCUCUAGAUGCUGGCCUUGCCAAAUCCUAUUGCGCUCGCUCUCUCUCUCUCUCUCUCUCUCUCUCUCUCUCUCUCGCUCUCUUCAUAAUUUCUUUCAUUGACAUAUUAUGUGCGUAUUAUGCCAAUACCAAAACGAUGUCAAACCAAACCUAGCAGCACAAUUUUAUACAUGUCUACUUGGAAGUAAAGGGACGCGGGUGGCGCUGUGGGUAAAACCUCAGCGCCUAGGACUUGCCGAUCGCAUGGUCGGCGGUUCGAAUCCCCGCGGCGGGGUGCGCUCCCGUCUUUCGGUCCCGGCGCCUGCCAACCUAGCAGUUCAAAAGCACCUCCGGGUGCAAGUAGAUAAAUAGGGACCGCUUACCAGCGGGAAGGUAAACGGCGUUCCGUGUGCUGCGCUGGCUUGCCAGAUGCAGCUUGUCACGCUGGACAAGUGACCCGGAAGUGUCUGCGGACAGCGCUGGCUCCCGGCCUAUAGAGUGAGAUGAGCGCACAACCCUAGAGUCUGGCAAGACUGGCCCGAACGGGCAGGGGUACCUUUACCUUUUACUUGGAAGUAAGCUAGUCCCUGCUCACUGUGCACAGGACUGUAGCUUUAAUGACGCGGAUAUUUUCUGGCUGCCUCUUCAUGGAGCAUUGCAGAAUAAGGGAUGCUGUUUUGAAGAAUAGAGAGCAUCUCUUCAGCGACGUUUCUCUGGCUCUGUAGCACUGUAAUUGAAAUCUGAAUAGGUUCCCAGAUAUUAUUGUGCAAAAGUCUUCCCUUGGGAAAAGGCUGUAUGCCAGAAACUGAAGAGCUAUGUUAUUUCAUAUAAUUGAGCCCAUUCCUUCUAGGAUGGCAAGACGAGAGAGAGAGAGAGAGAGAGAGAGAGAGAGAGAGCAAGAGAGUGAGACAGAGAGAGAUGGAGAGAGAACAGGUCUCUUGAACCUUUAACAGUUGUGUAGAAAAGGAAAUUUCCAUCUUCUACACAACUAUUAAAAGUGCAGGAAGGAACUUUUUCUUUCCCCCCUUCGUUUGGUCUUCCUGGUUCCUUCUCCAUCUUGACAGCUGGGCUAUUAUAAUCUAAGAGAGUCCAUAAGUUCAAUAGUGUUCAACACUGAUGCUUGGCUUGGAAGUCAAUUUGGAACAGAGAAGCCAUGGAAAGGGUUAAGCACCUAUCGGCUCCCUCUGCCCUUUCUCUGCUCUGCAUCUCCCCCUCCCCCUUGCAACACACCCUGCUAUUUUGCUUGGUAAUUUAGAACAAUUAUCAAGUUUAUGUGUAGAACUCUUAAAUUGCCCCCUUAAAUUUUUCAUACCUAAUUUGAUUACAGUACAUAUAUGGAGCCUAUCUUACUGUGCAGGUCUCAUUCAUUUCCUCCAGUUCCAUUUCACCUUUAAGUGCUAGAAACCAGUACAUGGGAACUUCUGAGUGCAGGAUCAGUGUAGUCUAGGGGGAACCUAUUAUUGUGUACAUGGGUUGAAGACCAAUAUAGAGUAAAAAUGGGCAUAUUGUGAGAGGAUUAUACAUACUGGAUCUCUGAAAAACAGCCUCUGUAAACUUGUGCAAGGACUAAGUUUUAAUUUAUAUAUUUUUUAACUGUUGCUAUAUCUGUAUUGUCCCUGUUAUACCUAAUUGCAAAUUCAAAUGUAUCCCUAUCGUGUUUUAUGACUUCCUUGAUAUUGUAUGUGGGCUGGAACUGGUCUGUGACCGAAAUAAUAAAUUCAUCAUCACUUGUGCAAGGAAACAGACAGGAAUUCUUUGGGGGUGUUUAUAGUACCAUCUGAGAGUGCAAGGAAGGUUUUUUGUGUGCACAUUGCACAGCUCCUUCCCCCCACCCAGCUGUUCACAUCUGUACGGGUUCACCAAUGUCAGAUUGCAUCCCUUCUAACAUGAAGCAGCCCAAAACUGGGACACAGAUUGCAGCCUCUCAAAAGUGCCUUUUUGGGACAUGGCACCCCAAAAUGCAUAUUUUUGAGCACCAUGCCCAAAAAAAGUACAGCCCGAAAUUAUGCAAGAUUCCAGCAGCCAUUUUUUCGGGGCAAUUGACAGGCAUGAGAUUAGUGCAACACCAAGGGGCACUGGCGGGGUAGAGAUGUUUCUGCCCUGUGCAAAGGUAUUCCUCUUCUUCUUUGGCAGUCACUCAUAGCCGAAUAAGAUUGUAUUCCAUGAAUAUGGUCUUAGUGGUUUGUCCAUAGGCCAGUUCUGGCUCCACAUGUCCUUCCACAGUGGGGACAUAGGUUUCUAGGCAGGAGUUGAUCAUGGUGAGGGUUUGCCAAAUGUGCUCAUUUCUCCCUUUCGUCCUGAGUUCAAGUGUCUUCAAAGUCCAUGACACCUUUGGUAAAGGCUGUUCUCCAACUGGAGCGCUCACAGGCCAGUGUUUCCCAAUUGUCAGUGUUAAUACUCCAUUUUUUAAGAUUGGCCUUGAGAAAGUUUUUAAACCUCUUUUGUUGACCAGCAGCAUUAUGCUGAUGUUCACACCUUGGCUAGAUAUGAAUUAGGAAUGACUCCAAGAAAGUUCAGGAAUUUUGGAUAUGAAUUUUGAAUAAUAUUGUGUAAACAUGGAUUACAAACCCAGCACUGGAAACACAGUAAGUGCACAGUAAAUGGAAGUGUGAACCCAGCAUGUUUUCAGAUUUACCUUCUCUGUUCCCCGUGUCAUUCUUUUGUAUCGUAUUCUUCUGUUGGGGAAAGACCAUAGUUAGUAGAAAAGUGUAUUACUCGCAUAUAGAAAGUCCCAGAUUCAGUACUUGGCAUCAUGACCAGGAUCAGGUAUCAGGGAGAGCUACCAUAAGUCAGAGUAGACAGUAUCAGGCUAGAUGAACUGGCAUUUUGCCUAUUUUAUUUAAUCAUUUAAUUUUUUAAAAAGUGAUGCUGAAUGGGAUUUGGUUUUCUUCUUCUUCUUCUUGGUGAAUUGCAUUCACAGGCCUGAAAGAAAAACUGAACAGCCAAUGUGUGAAGAACAUGAAGAUGAGAAAAUUAAUAUUUAUUGCCUGAACUGUGAAGUGCCGACAUGCUCAAUGUGCAAAGUUUUUGGUGCUCAUAAAGAUUGUGAGGUUGCUCCCCUCACGAAUGUUUACCAAAGACAGAAGGUAAUUAUUAUUUUUUUUAAAAAAGGCUUCCUCUUAAUGCAUUUUCAUCUGUAGAAUUCUAGUAGUUUUUGAAAACAAAUAACCAUAAUAAAAUUCUCUCCCUGGUGAGGUCCUCCACCAAUGUUGCGGGAUUGCAGUUUGAUUGUCCCACUUGAAAAACCCAGUCAGAACUGUAUACCAUUGAUUAUGUGAGAUGUGAAACUCAAAAUGGAAGGGCCCUACCAAGGUCAUCUUGUUGAAGUCCUGUGCCCUGAUAGGGUCUUUUUGACUUUUCUAAAUCUACCCAGCCUUUUGUUAAUACUGGUACAUGCAUUACAACCAACAUGUUGAUUAGCCUGUGACAUGGAAACCUUCCUUACCAAUGCAAAUUGAUAACACAACCAGGAAUGUGAGGCACUGACCAAUCCAAAUGGUGACUUGGGCAGCUUUCAUACACCAUGGCCAUGUGGCUAUGUGGAAGAAUUUAUCAGCGUUCCCCUCAGAGCUCCCACAGUGUAUGAAAUAAACAUGCCUUCUUUCUUUUUCUCAUUUGUUCUGCCAAACAAAACUCCUUAUUUUCAGACCUAGCUCUAGGCUUUAGGGGUUCCCCAGCAAAAAUGUACUUUGGUGAGCCUCCUUCUACCUUGGUGGGUUUUCUUGGUGACAUAGGCUUUUAUUCAUGGUCAUGGCAGGUAGCAGUGUUCCAAUGAAACUGCCAUUUUAAUUUCCCACAAUGCCCCUGAAUGUAGCAUGGCUCUGGUGCAUUGGAGGAAAUUUAACUGAUCGAUUCCAGAUUCCCACUGUGGAAAGUGACCAUUAUAAAUUCCCCGGAACAAAAAAGUGGUGUCUUAGUAGCAGCCUGACGUAGCUGUGUGCUAACACCAGCCCCAAUUAUUAGCUUUAUGAUUAUUGUUGUUGUUCUCCUCUCAAACCUUACCAGUUUGUCAUUUUCUUUAAAAUAUAGUGACCAAAUGUGCACAAUAUUUGACCAAAGACACAUAUCCUAGAGCCAAGAAAGAGAACAUACUACUUUUUAUGAAUCAGUAUAUUUAUGCGUACUUUUCAAUUAAUAAGGAAAUGUUUUGUUUUGCAAGUAAUUUCUUGAGUAUGAAACAGAAAGGCUGGGCUAUGCUCCUAGAAUCCUUUGCUGCCAUCUGUACAAUAUCUCUUUAUUUUUAACCCGGCAUUCACUAAACAGCUGUUUAUUUGGACUAUCCUCUGGAGAAAUGCAGCUCAAUUUCUUGAGAGUCCUAGUAUGGCUGCCACUAGACAGAGCCAGUUUACAAGUACAGCCUUUGAAUGGAACCCAUAAUUAUAUUUAUUUGUGAACACUAUGGCUGGGUAGAUGCAUUUGGGGGUGGGGACAUCCAGUUGAAUACACUGGAAGCUGUCCAUGGCUUUCUCCUUUCUGAGAUAAUUAGAAAGAAAUGAUGUUUAACAAAGAUAUCUGUGAAAUCCAUGAAUAUGCAUAUCAAUGAUUAUAUAUCUGCUGGAGAUAAUGUAAAACCUAUAUAUGCGUCUCCUCCCAAAUUGCAAAAUUUAGGCGGUGGUUCAAAUACUUUGUAUUCAAAGCAAAAAUCCCUGCAAAAUGAGCAAUUCAGAUAGGCUGGAAUAACCUUUCAAGAAGCAGUCUAGAAAUAAUUUCAGAAGGAUAAAAUAAAAUCCUGCCAAUCAACUUUUAAUCCUAUUCCUAUAGGAACAAGAUCCUUUAAUGAAAUAAGUUGUGGUGCAGAUUAGCUUCAUUUACUGCAAAAGUAUAUUUUGGAGUAUUUUCAUCUCUUUGGGGUUUUCAAAAGUAGAAUUUAUUGUAUGUUCCUAUAGUAAAGUAUGUACAUUUCCCCCAAAAAUUAUUUGUGUGGGAGGGAGGGGCAGAUAUUGUUUCAAAAAUGCAAGCAAUAAGGCCACAGAGUUUUAUGCUCUCCUUAAGUUAUGUUUAUUUUACAUUAUAGUCUGAACUCAGCGAUGGCAUUGCUGUAUUAGUGGGAAGUAAUGACAGGGUGCAAGGAAUUGUAACUCAGUUGGAAGAAGCCUGCAGGACAGUUGAGGUAAGAAACACAAUUUAGAUUCUACCAAACUAAAUUCUGCUUUAGAAUUCUAAUUAUUGCAUACUUACAUUGUUAUAGUCUGUGGUAAGAGCAAACAACUUUGAUGAUGGUGCAGUUUUAAAUGUCUCAUUUGAGACUUUCAAUCUCAUUUACUCUAAGAGGUGUGACUGGAGAAACACAGUUUUCAAGAUGCACAGAGCUCAAAAGCAUGGUAUGUUAUACACUAGCACAAUUUAUGCCAUAAAGAGCACCGUCUUAACCAUUUUUAAAUGGAUCAUGUCUUCUCUUGGGGCUAACAUGGUGAAUGCUUCGUCCAGAUUAUGCUACCAGCAGAAGCCAGGAAUAACAAAGGUGUCCCAUGACAGAAGAGCCUGUCAACCUUACAGCGUAGGCAAUGGAUAUGUUUAGUAAACAAACCCAGAUGACUCAAGCAAGUGCACUGGGCCACACCCACUAUGAAGGGAAUGAAGAGUGCAGUCGCCAGCUAAUGCACUGAAAGUUUCAAUCCACAUUAAAUUUCUAGCCCACUGUAAGGUUGCAGGGCAGGUUGCAACAAUUUAAAAUUCAGUAUUAAAAACAGUUUAAAACAAAUGGUUGGCACCUGUCUGUCUCAAGAGACAAUGGAAUGUGCCUCUGGGGAUGACGACAAACCAUUGCGUUAGCAGCACUGAAGAGACCUCCCUGGGGCGCAAGUCUGAGCAGUGUGUAUGGAGGUCCUGGGCUGCCCAGAUGACAAGACCCACCUCCCUCAGCUUCGUUGAUGUGGUGCAAAGGAAAUCAGAGCAAUAUGUUUGGCACCAGCUUGGCUGCAGGAAUUGCUGGUGUCAUCCGACUGUCUUAGGGACUCCAUUCCAGAUUUGUGCAGGGUUUACACCUUGGUCUUUUCUUCUCCCAAACAGAUCCCGCAAGCAGUGGAGGUUUAGGUUCAGAGUUUUCAUUCUCCUAGAUGGGCUGCAUUCCCAGGUUGAUGGGCCCCAUUUGCCCCUCAGUUCCCUCUACAGCACAUGCAGAAACCGCCUUCAUAACUGUUGGACCCACUAUGGGACUUGUCUAGUCAAUCCAUUGGAGCCUGUCCUCACAUGGAGGGGAAGUCCCUAACUCACCAAGGGUUUGAGACUCACUGGCUACCCUCAUCUGGUUUAGCCAGCCAGCUGAGGCCAUUUCCAUGCUGUAGCCAUUGUUGCUUGCUGACAGCUUUUAGGAGCCACACGUGAGAGCUGAGUGCAGGGUGGGGACCAACGGUGGACAAACUACCCAGAAUAAACAUGACGUGUCCACCACCAAAGUUACUACCCUUUCCCUAACAGCCCAUGCGCCCCUUAAAGCAAAUUACAGCCACAGAAAUAGGGUGGAUCAUGGGAAUAUACAUUUCAGGUGUGAAAGGCCAGGGUAAAGAGCCAAUUCAUAGUCACUGAUAGCUUUCUACAAGUAAAAAAGUUAAAGGGUCAGCUCCCCCUGUCAACAGUUGACAUCCACUGAGAAAGAAUGUGUUGAAUGGGUAGGAAACACUUACAUCACCAUUCUCACCCAUGUGGUAACAAUAUUUACAUGGAAGUAGAUUUCACGCAAAGGCUUACCUAGCCUUAUGAUGGAUGAGGUGAGCAACAGCAACCUUGCACUCAGUCCCAGGUGGUUUGGAGCCACUAAUUGUAUUUCCUACAAUGCUGCUAAUGUAGUGUCUGUCUGGGACAUUGUGAGAAAUUAUAAGGGUGGCCCCAAUGAGGGCUGACUCCAGGUUUGAAGGAGCAAUAAUCAAUGCACUCAAGGCUAGCCUAAUGCAUUUUGUCACUUGAGGCAAAACAGAAAAUGGGUCUCCUGCCUCCACCUAAGGUGACCAGAGGCAGCUGAGGGAAGCCCUGGCACAUGGAAGGUGACAGAGGAGAAUAAGGGAGGCCAGAGACGAGCAGGUGGCAGAAGCAGUGGCCCCAUUCUUCCCAGGGCCAGGCAGUGGCCACAGGUGAGAAGUGCAGGAGGAGGUGAGUGGCACACUCCUCGGGGGCCUGGUUCUGCCACCCACCCAGCUGUCCCCAGCCUGCCACCUGAGGAGACUGUGUUGUUGAGGCUAAUGGGCAGACAGGCCUCAAUUCACUAGUGGGUUUGGCAGGGGUGCUAAGGCUGCAGAGGUUUACUAGGGAUGGCUGAGUGUUUGCUAAAAAUAAACUAACAGGCAAACAAAAGCAAAUUCUCAAGUCCAAUUUCCAGUUUGAAAUUGGAUGACAUAAUGAAAUCGUGUGUAUGCUUUCCCAUUGCAGAAUGAAGCCUUUCUCAAAGGGUUACUUUCCUGCUGUUGCCAGACCUACAUGACCUUGGUUAAUAACCUGCCGCUUGCCGCCAUUUUACUUCAGGAUCCUUAACUCCCAUGAGGGUCAAUUAGAGAGUGUCAGUGCAUAAUUGGAACACCACGUGGUUCGCUGACUCUGCAUACUUAUUCCGGAUAGGUCAGAAAGGGCAUCUGAAACCUGCCACUCCUCUCAUGACAUUUUUCAGACACAAGAAGAGGCAUUUCUCUUUCAAGAUACAAUCUUAAGAUCAAAUGUAGGCCCUCCCCUCCCCAUUUUCUUCCCCACCCUGUAAAUAAAUGGUGCAGGCUGCAGGCUCCAGCAGGAGAUUGGAAAGAGGAUGGGUGCAUUUUAACUUCUUUUUUCUCCUUUGGCAUCCCACCUCUAAAUCAGCUAUCCUCCAGAUGAUUAUUGUCUUAUGUGAGCAAAGCACCAAAAGUUACCUGGGGGACAAAUUUGUAGGGAGAAGAUUGAGUAGAAGACUGAAGUUGCUCCCUUUCCUGCCCCCAUCAGUCCAUCAUGUAUCGUCUAAACCUCAGAAAGCAAUGUUGACCAUGUUCUAGACCAGAGCUUUCCAAACUGUGUGUUGCGACACAUUAGUGUGUUGGCUGCAGUGUACAAGUGUGUCGUGCAAUAUGUUUCUGUAUCUCUUAUAAGGGGUUAUUUGAGCUCCAGUUUGCUAGCAAAACUGAAUUACUGGGUCAAAAAAUGAUGCAUGUCUAAAAAUUGUGUCACCAACAUGAAAAUUUUGGAAAGCUCUGUUCUAGACCGUGGUACUUCUGCCUCUGAAAGUAGGCUGGACCGGCAAGUCCUGCUAUCUUUAGCUAUAAGGAGUUGACUUGUGACAAGUAUAGAAAGCUAAAGAUAGCAGGAAUGCAAGGAAUGGAUACUGAUAGUUAAGAGUGUGAAGCAUGUAGACCAGGGAUGGGGAACCAUAGCCCAGGUGUGAAAAGUGCCCCCCAGGCCUAUUAUCUGGUCUUCAGGACCUUCUGCAGGCCAUGCCCCCUCUGGAGACCCCUCCAUGCCAUCCUCAAGUGCCUUUGCCUGACUGGAAUGUGUUUUUGAAUUGUCAUAAUGCCUCUUGCUUGCCUGGAGGGAGAGAAGUGUACAUGUGUAGAAACCUCUGCUUUUCCAUGUAGCCUACUAUAUAAAGCUAAGAUUCACACUUGUUACUUGUUACCCACUUGUCUUGCCUCUGGCCCCACCAUCAGCUGGUGCCCAUUGGGGCUGGUGGGGUGGAAGGCAGGGAGCCAGAGCCAAUAACAAGUAGAGCCAACUGAUUUUGUCCCCAUCCUCCUCGUAGAAGAAGCUGACAGUCAAGAGCCAUUCUCUUGGACUGGAUAUAAGUGGGGGAUUUUUAAGUCCCACACAGACUGUGUAUUGGCUAUACUAGGGUGUGUGGGUGGGUGUGUGGGUGGGUGUGUGGGUGUGUAGGACUACAUUUUCUCAUGGACAACCCCAGUGGAGGUUGGCCAAUUAGGGCCUAUGGGGCACUGCCCCACCAGUCUGCCCUCAGCUUGCCUCCAUGUAGGCUCACAAGAUCAUCAUCAUUUUCAUUCAUUUCUUUUUCUGCCAUUUGUUAUGUGCCCAGAAUGGCUCACAACAAAUCAAAUGAAUAAUAAAUAUAAUUUAUUUAAAAAUGUUCCUGCACGUGCUUCUGGGAAAGUGCACAGACAGGGACUGAAGGCAACCAACCUCUUGUACUGUUGUGCCUAGCACCUGAUAUUCAGAAAGAUUCUUCCUUUGAGCAUAGUAUUUCUGUAUAUCUAAUAGGAUUAAAUAAAACCACAGGAGAAAUGGGCAGGAGAAACUGCAGCUGUCUCAGGGAAGUGAAAGAUAGAGAACAGUUCUCUGGGUUGUAGCCCAGCAACUCUUUCCACAGGAGGCAUUAGACAGGAGUAGUAGGACUUACACCACAAAUAAUGCUGUGAAUUUGUCUUGAAACCACAAGCGCCUUUCAUGAAGUUCUUGCAAAAUAUUUGCAUCACUAAUGUUAACAAACCGACAAAUAAAAGCACAUGAUGGGCAACUGGAGCUUGCAGAGAAACCCAUCUUAGACUGAGGUCAAAACUAGGUGUGAUGCAGAACAUCUCAGAACAUAAUCUGCUUCAUUAAAAAAAAAAUGAAGGCCACAUGAGGCCUGAAUGGGAUCGGGACCAUAGCAUUGGGAGAGUAGGUAAAUCCUUUCCUCCCAUACUCUCUUUGCCUAUAAAAUACCCUUCCCAAAGCUGCCAUCUGUCCCUCAAUGGGAAACGUAUGAUUAUACUAAAGAAAAUCUGAUGAUCUCCAUAUACAGUGGACACUCGGGUUGCGAACAUGAUCUGUGUGGGAUGCAUGUUCGCAACCCACAGCUGCACGUCAGCGCAUGUGCGGGUUGCAAUUUAGUGCUUCUGCGCAUGCGCAACUGCCAAAACCUGGAAGUAACCCAUUCCGGUACUUCUGGGUUUUGGCGGUCCUUAACCUGAAAAAACACAACCUGAAGCGUCUGUAACCCGAGGUAUGACUGUAGUGUUCAGGAGGACUCAUCUUAUUCUGCAUUCCUCCUGAAAGCUAUCCAGUCCCUACCAUCUAGGACAGGAAAGGCAGAGGCACGUGAUACAUGAUUGGAGGAACAACCCAAUUCAGUUCACAUUUAAAGGUGAACCUCCCUGUUUUGCACUUUCCAAAACAAGAAGCAAGUCCACACACAGCCAUCCUUCAAAAUUUGCAUUUCUCUGAAUUUUACAGUACACUCAUCAAGCCAAGUCGUGUAUACAAUAAUGCAUAUACCAGUGGAAAGUGUGCACAUAAAUGCAUACACUACUGAAAAUAACACAGAGAAUGCAGUAUAUCAAGGGAAAUGGCUUUCAGAAAUGGAUAUCUCUCUCUCUCUAUGCUAUAUUUACGCCAGUUUGUCAUCGCGGUGUUAUCAUUUGCUGGUUUCCAAGAUUCUAAAGGCAGGAAUGGUGGUGGGGAGAGAGAGAGGAGGAGGAUAGGCAGGAAGAAUAAUAAAUUAGUUGGUUGGGAGGGGAGGUUAAGGGAAGGCCUUGGUUGGCGAAACAAGGGUUGUUAUCUGUGUGACAGUUUUAGUUCUCUGAUGAUUGAGGGGGUGGGGAUAAAGUAAGAUUUGGAGAAGGGGCUAGUGGCGCUGUGGGUUAAACCACAGAGCCUAGGACUUCCGAUCAGAAGGUCGGUGGUUCAAAUCCCUGCGAUGGGGUGAGCUCCUGUUGCUCGGUCCCUGCUCCUGCCAACCUAGCAGUUCGAAAGCACGUCCAAGUGCAAGUAGAUAAAUAGGUACCGCUCCAGCGGGAAGGUAAACGGCAUUUCCGUGCGCUGCUCUGGUUCGCCAGAAGCGGCUUAGGCAUGCUGGCCACAUGACCCGGAAGCUGUACGCCGGCUCCCUCGGCCAAUAAAGCGAGAUGAGCAUUGCAACCCCAGAGUCGGUCACGACUGGACCUGAUGGUCAGGGGUCCCUUUACCUUUACCUUUAAGGUGGCAUGUAGAGGAAUGAGGGAAGUAUGUAAGUGUGUGAAACAGUUUUAGAGUUCUGGUGACAGGUGAAUAAAGUUGGAGAGGAGGAGUAAUUGGGGAAAGGACAGAUGGAAGUGGAUGGGGUCAAUUGGGACAUUUGCUGUAGAUCCACCCUCUCCUGUUAAUCAAAACGACAUACAAAAAUGUGUUUCUUCAGAGCAAUUCGCACUGAAAUGUUCAUGAAUUUUCUUGAGGAUUAGUUUAAUUUAAAUUCGCAAAGUGCUCCGGAAAUGUGGAGAACUAAAUUUAAGUAUGGAAAACGAGAAACUGAGAUGACCAACACUGACAGAUUUGUUUAACGCAAUAUGAAACUGAAUACUAGACAUCUCCCCAAGUUUCUUCCACCAGUUUCUUUGGGGAAUUUUAAUAAGGAAAGUCAGAGGAAGGGAAGAGUUAAGCCUCCCUGCACUGCGGGCCUCAACCAAUUUUGAAUGCUCUGUAGUUACUACUGUGGUACCUCGGGUUACAAACACUUCGGGUUACAGACUCCGCUAACCCGGAAGUAGUACCUUGGGUUAAGAACUUUGCUUCAGGAUGAGAAUGGAAAUCAUGCCUCAGCGGUGCCGCAGCAGUGGGAGGCCCCAUUAGCUAAAAUGGUACCUCAGGUUAAGAACGGUUUCAGGUUAAGAACGGACCUCCAGAACAAAUUAAGUUCGUAACCAGAGGUACCACUGUAUUACUAUUUCUUUUAUGCUGCAGGAGAUCUUGAUCACAUUGUCUCCCAUGUCACAUCUAACUCUGCCCUCACUAUAAGCCUUGUCAAAAGAACCCCAAUCUCUCACGCAUAUACACCAAAAGACGAAAACAGCUAAAAUGAUUGAACCUUCAACACCAAGUGAAAGGUUGUAAAUAAAAAAUACACAGGGCAAUAAGGUUUAAAUUCAAGAUACUGUGGCUCUAAUUAGCAGGAAAAUCCAUUGUAGUUCUUCAUGUAACCAAAGCAAAGAAGAAGAAAUAAUAUACCAAAGGUGGUUCAAAGUCUCUAAAAACCCCGAGCCAAGGAAGGAAGGGAAGAAAAAUAUAAGCAUUUAAGUUAAAACUUUGUUGUCAGGAAGGCUUUGCACUGCAAGGAUGAAAUUGGUUGCUAUCAGGGAUUUGCAGACUGAAACAAGCCUUUCAAGUAAGUUAACUGUAGAAAUUAGAAUCACACCAAAGCAGAGGCUCCUUAACACUGAAGUUUUAGCAAACUUAAACAAAAACCAAGACCUCAAAGGUUUGUAGAGAACGAUACAUUUAAGAAACAGAAGCAAUCUCCAAGACCAAUGCUGUAUCUUUCCAGCAAUGACUCACUCACAUGCAAUGCUCUCUUUUUUCAACUAUUUUCCAAACUGGAGAGAUUGAGAUACUCGUACAGCCUUUCACCUUCAUAAUGUUUAUGAAGGCUUUGCAUCCAUAAAUAAUAAUAAAAUAAGCUGUUAAGAUGUUUUCUGUGAGGAGUGAUUCCAUAACCCAAUGAUUCUCCCUCAUUUCACAUCAUCUCCCUCUCUGAUGGGCAUCAGUUUGACCUUGAAAUUUGUCAAGCUAAGAAAAUCUCCUAGAGCUAAGAGACACAAACAUUCACCUUCCUGUUCUGGUUUAAAAUGUGGAUUCCAAUACAUUGCACAGCUGGAAUCAAAAUGAUUUAAGCAACCUGGAAAUGGGGUUCCUGAUUCUUUAUUACGAUAAACUCUUUUCUGACCUCUGCUUAAAUUAGUUCACUGAAAGCUUUGAAUAAGGCUAGGCUUCUAAAAUAGAAUAUCUGAUUAUUUACUUUUUGUUUCAAAUGCAAAGGCAGAUCCUGCUGAGCUAUAUUUAGCUUUUGUAAUCGGCCCAAAGUUUUUGAGUAUUCAAGUUAUGUUAAGGAAAAAUAUGUUUCAGACUAUUUUAAAUAAUUUUGAUGUGUUUGAGAGUAAUAAUGUGUAUAAAAGUCUACCUACUGGAAGAAAAUACUUUAGAAGCUGAUAAGUUUCAUAUUUUUAGAAUGUGCUACAUAAUUAUGUAGAAUAUUUUUAUUUCCUAGUCUUGUCUUUUAAAAAUAUUUGCCAUAUUCAACAUAAUCUGCAACAUUCAUAGUUUUGAUGUAUUUUUCAAUACGUUUAGGAUUAGUGCACAUUAUGAAGAAAUUCCACGCCUCCCUCAUUAUUCUGGAAUACUAAAAACUAGAGGUUCUCUCUUCAGUUGUCUAAUGUGGUACAUUUUUGUUCAAACAGAUUUCAUUCAGAGAAGCCCCUUGGCCCUUAAUAGCCAUUGUUCAGGAUUAUUUAUUUUCACAAAAAUACUUUGUUCCGAAAUAUUUAUUUGAUAAAAGCGAUUUCCAGAAUAGUAAUGCAAUAAAAUGCAGGUGACAUAACACUUUUUAACGUGAAGCCAAUUAUUCACAGGAUUGCUGCAAAAGGCAGAAGGAGCAACUAUGUGAAAAAUUUGAUUAUUUGUACUCAAUACUGGAAGAAAGAAAAAGCGAGAUGACACAAAUAAUCACAAGGAGCCAGGAAGAGAAACUGGAACAUGUCCGGUCUCUGAUAAAAAAGUAUGCCAACCAUUUGGAGACAGUGUCAAAACUAGUGGAAUCAGGCAUCCAGUUUAUGGAAGAGCCAGAAAUGGCCGUUUUCUUACAGGUAUGGAGCUUCGAAAAAACCAGGAGGACAUAGGGUCUUGCUAACCUUUCCUAUGUUGUUAUUUGUGCAAUUCUAGUGACUGUUCAUACACGUAUGGCCCUCAUCUUACCAUUGACAAGAAACAGUUGUUUUAGUAUCUCUGGCACACGAUGCAUCCAGGAAAACAGAAGCUAUUGUGAAAUAUAAUGUAAGGCAGGGUAUAGGAAAUAAUCUUGAUAAAGUCUCCAGAAAGCAGCAACAUGUUUUGGGCACUGUGACAUCACAAUGAGUCUAUGUAAUUUGCACCUUUAAAAAUAUUUUGAUAGCCCCAUAUUAUUAAUGGAAGUUCUGGCCUAAAGCACAGGGUGAGGUCCAAUGGACACGCCCCUCCCUUUUUUUUAAAAGAGAAAAAUCACAGCUCCUACAUCAGAAGAUAAUAAUGACUGCCUUAUUUCAGAAGAUGACAGCUCUGCAAAGAGAUGCAAGUACACUGUUUCAUAUGUUUGCGGUUUUGAGCUGGGAACUUCCACCUACACUAUUCUAUUCAUAGAUCUCAAAGAUGAAGUCAGGGCUGGGUUAACCGUUAUGUUAAGUUCCGCUUAAAGCUCAGAGCCCCGGGUAAAUUGAGUCAGUUUAUGUGGUAUAAUUAUCUUGGAGUUCCCCAGUGUGAAAAGUGUACCUGUCCUGUUCCUUUAUAAUAUCCCCCUUAUCAGCUUAUAACUGAUGAUUAUCUCACUCAUUACUUGACAGUGAAGCAGUGGCAAUAUUCACAGCUGCAGGGAAAUUGAGAACAUUAGUAGUCUGCUGCUGCUUAGCCUGAGGAACAGAAUGACGAUGCUUUCUGUAUUGAGGAAAAUGUUCAGUAUGGCAUGUAGCAGACAGAUACAGCAGCCCAUUGCCUCCAUGUGUCUGCCUGUGUAAGUGCAUGCAUAGAUAUCUUCCUGUGCAAAGGUAGUUGUAAAGAUGUACCUUAUGGGUCAAAACAUAGGGGGUGGGAAGCUCCUCUAGUCAAAGCCCAUGUGAAAUUCCUGAUCAUGGUGAAAAGUCUAACUCCUGCAUUUGUUAAGCAUACAUUCUAGAACUCCCUAUAAAAAUUAACUUGCAAUGUUACAGCUCUGUUGCUGUUUGGUGGUCAUGUUGAAGAUGGGAGAGGGUGGUUUAGUGGCAGCUUUCAAAAAUUGUUGCGAAUUUAGUGCAUGGCAGUUUUAAGCUAUUGAUCCUCACUGUUUGUUUCCUAUGAAAUUCAGAUUGCAUUUCAAAUUGCUUUCUUUUUCCUUGUUAUAUUCGCCUUGAGGCCGUUUUGGCCUAAGGCAAUUAAUAAAUAAAGAUAUAAUAAUAAAUGUACCUUAAAGUAAGAAGAAUUUAAGAAGUAACUCAUUCCAUUGGUUUUAUUUUGUUUUUCACAGAAUGCCAAAGCAUUGCUGCAAAAGUAAGUUCUUCCCUUUCGAACAAGCCUGUGUAUUUCUCACAAAUAUCACAAGACACCAAUUUAAAAAAUGUUCCUUUGCAAUCUCUAAUGCAAAUGACACAAUAUUUCUGUUUUAGAAUUACUGAAGCUUCUAGAGCAUUUCAGAUGGAAAAAAUAGAGAAUGGCUAUGAAAUUAUGAGCCAAUUCACCGUCAAUCUCAACAGAGAAGAAAAGAUAAUAAGAGAAAUUGACUUUUACAGAGGUAUGUGCUUUCUUUUCUUUUCUUUGAACCCAUUUGCUUUGUUUUUAACCAUGAAGGUGCACAAUUUUUGUGAAGACAUCCUGUCAGGAAUAUGGCAGUGAGGCCUGUUUGACAUUUCACAAAUGUAACAAGGCCGUUUUCCAUGCCUCAUAAUCAAAAGUAAACUCUCAUGGAGACUAACACAGCAUACUGAAAAUAUAAUUUUUCUUUAAUAGAAUCUGGGGCUUUGGUCCUUCGUGAUGUACAUAACCAUUUUUUAAUUUUUUUUGAGAGUCAAACAUCCUCUCUGCCACUAAUGUUAUUAACCUCUGUCUGGCCUGUUUAUAUGACUAGGCAGAACCACAGCUUACCAAAUAGUGAUGCACGGGAGAACAUUUUCUUGAAUAGCGGUGCUCAUAUAACGUAACAAGAGAAUGGGGGCUUACUGGUAUGUACGUUCACAUGCCAGAAGGACUUAAUUGUCCGCAGUGUUAUUCUGCCAGUAAUAUUAACUCACCAGGGUAAUUUUGUAAAUGCAAGAAAAAUUAAUGUGUGUUUCCAUGACUGUUGCCAAGGAAAUAUACCAGUACUUACGGUAUGCGUUUGUAUACCGAAGGCUGGAAGACCCUAUUAUACACCUCUUGUCACUUCAAUCAAUAUUUGCUGUUGUUGUUGCUUUCAGUCUGCCAAUGAUACAUAAUUGAUUAUGUCCUGUCCCCCUCCCCAUUUGUAUUGUGUUUCCUUUGCAUCAAAAUGAAUGGGGUGGAAUAAUAGAAUGUUGAAGCAAUUUAUGCAAUUAAUUACAUAUAUUGCGUAUGUUAUGUAACUUUGCCAAGGUGGACAUUGAGAAGAAGAAUGUAGUUUUUGGUGCAGCAGAAUGAAAGCAGCCUUGCAUGCGACAAACACAGGCCAAGAUGGAUAACACUGCCUUCUUACAUCCCUAGAAUUCAUAGCUUCUUUGUUGUCAUCUUGAAAUAUUUCUAGCAUCAUACAUUUUCUUAGGUAGUUCUCUAUAAACUGUGAUCUUGAAAUAAACAUUCAGCACCUUUUGUGUUUUUGCUGGGAUGAUUACCAGAAAUAUGAUGUUGAAUGCUAUGUCUGUGUUUGGAUGACGAGUUGAGCCAGAAAAUAUACAAUGAAUGAGCAAUGUGAUAGUACAACACUGCUCUGACUGCACUCCUUCCCUCCUGCAAGCAACAGACUGGGAACCUUGGUUUACUGUGGCGGCCAAACCCUUGUUCAUGGAUUGUUUUUCUCCAAACAAACCACAAUUUGAAAUCAAGCUUUCAACCAGGCUUCAUAAUCAUAGUUUGCUUGAGAGCUGCUGCUGUUAGGAUGUUAGCUGUUCUUCCCAGGUCCUGUAUCAAACAGGAGUUGUACCAGGGUCACAGAUAGUUCAUGAAGGGUAUCUUUUAUAUCAGACCUUAUGCCAUUUGCACUGAUGCCAUGAUACAGAAAAUAAAUCAUGUAACAAGUCCAGACUACCACCCAUUGUUACAUCCUCUUUGUGAUACAUUAGAGGAGGAGGAGGACAAUGAGGAGGAGGAUGUGGCUGAAGCGGAAGAAUUGGAUGAAGUCCAGACAGAAUCCUCUGGUGAGGAAGAAGCGUCUGAGCAGGUAUCUCAGCAACCUCAGCAGGCCACGGAGAUGCCAAAGGAUACACUCGCUGUCUCUCAGACUAAUGUAGCACCAUCAUUACCAACUCCACCAUCAGUUACUGCUGCCCCUUCUGUUAAUCAGGUAACUAUUUGUCCUGUCUACUGUGCGUUAUUGUCCUAUCUACUGUGUGUUAGAUGUUUUCUCCCUAUUCUAGUCCCAUCCCAAGAAGUCGUUGGGAUGUUUCCAAUGGUGGCUUUGUGGUUUUCACUAGUAAAAAGAACUUCCUCUAGCACUCAAUUUUUGCCAAUCUGCCCCAUUCAUUGCAGCCUCCCGUGCCCCAUGAAAAUCUGUUCCUGAGUCCCGAGGGACCCCAGGAACAGAAUGUGAUAUGGCACAGAGGUGUGCAGUAGGUUGUGGGGAGGGAAUCAGCAAAGAUCGGAUGCUUCACCUUGUGUAAGCGAAAAUGCUUUCCCCUAGCACAGAGCUGCCAUUGAGUGCAACCUGUAGUUUCUUAGUUGCAGACUGAAUGUCAAUUGUCAUAAAUAAAUGAAAAGCAAUAGUAAAGCCAAUAAUAAUAAUAAUAAUAAUAUGGCCCACUUUCCCCCUGCCAGUUCUGAUACUGAAAGCAAGCAUAGCUAGAAGGAGGAACUGUUGGGGGCGGGGAUGUGGCAGGUGGAAAAGGGUUCUGAUCCCCUCCCCAUGUACCCCUACAAAUAAGCAAAUGCAAUUUAGUCAGAUUUAGAAACGAUGGAGAUUAGUGCUCUUUAAACUAUAUGUGUAGCACUUCCUUUCCCAGCAUGGUACCCUCCAGAUGUUCAUGCAGAUGUUCUGUUUUACAAUUUCCAUCAGCCCCAGCCUGCAUGGCCGAUGGUCAAGGAUGCUGGGAUUUGUAGUCCAAAACAUUUGAAGGGCACCAGGUUGGAGAAGGCUGGUGCAGCAGAACAAACUCUUGAAACUAGUAUUGGCAGCAAAUAUGCAAUUUAAAUGAAUGAAAAUUGCACCUAUCUGAAUAUCUGAAUAUGUUUUGCAAUACGCAUUAAUGUCUUCUUAUGAGAAUAUAGCAAUCCUAACAUAAAUCUAAUGUAUCGCUAUGGAACCGUAAGAUUGCAAGUCACAGAAAGACAUCCCCAUAUAUCCCACGUACAUACCUAUACGAUCUCCUUCUUCUGGGCAUUCCACAUAGUUAUUUCUGCACAGAAAUGGUUCUGUGGUUUUCAGUUUUAUAAAGCUAUCAGUACAAAUCAAGACGAUUGUUGGCAUACUCCUGACAGUGUGAUGUAGGUGCGAUUAGCUAAGUGCUCAAAUUACAGAGGGCUGAAAGAGUCAGGCCCCAUUACCUUUGCUGACAGCUCCUGUAUUUAGAAGACUAUGGGGGCAUGAUUUCACUAUAGUUGGGAGAAGUCAGGGAGAGGGGGAUUGUGGGUUUCAUUAAGAGUCCUGCCCCAAGCUUUCCCUCCACAACUCAAGUAUUGGAUGAAUGCAACCACUUAAUCAGGUCAUCAGAAGUACGUUCAAAUAUAGUUACAUAUGGAAAGGAAUGGCAUCACUUGUUGCUCACGUUACCACUUUUUAUGGGGAUGAAAUUAGAAAGGGUUGUUUGACUGCAACUGGCAAGCCUAAAACUUAAUCACAAAUGCAACAAAUUGAAAGACUUAUUUUAAUGCUGUUCCGAGGAAAGCUUGAUUAGGCAAACAGCACCUAUUUCUGAGUGAGUGAGUGAGUGCGUGAAAGAGAGAUUAUGUAAAGUUCCGUUCUUUAUUUUAACUUUAUUUUCUUUAAAUCUGCCUUGCUAAGGGUGGCGUUGUGCUGACAACUACCCAACAGUCCGGAGGACUAAUAGAAGCUGAACCACAAUCAAGUGGAGAGCCAUCUGAUCCCUUGUUUUAUCCUAGCUGGUAUAAAACUCAGCCACGGCAAACAACCAAUUCAAAUGCAGUCCCAGUGACUGAUAUUAGGCAGGUAGGGCCUUCAGUUCCCGCAGAGGUGAAUGUGAAGAAGGCAGAAGCUCCAGAACUAGCUAUGGCAAAUGGAAGUUCUGCUGCAAGUAGUAAGGAAGCUAACACACCCACUGAUACUUCACAGGUUAGUAUAUAGCCUAAGAAAAUGUUGCGUUACGAUUUUACAUGCAACAUAAUACGCAGGAGAUGGGGGAAUUCGUAGGAAAGUGGAUUUCUCAAUAAAUCACUUUGCUAAAUGAAACCCACAGUGAGGCACAAGUAGUAUUGUAAAGUAGUGCAUCGUAUAUUUGGUGGGGGGAGAGUGGAAAUGACACAGAAUACAAUGUUUAUUUUGUGCACUGUGUACUGGCUUUGAGACCUGGUUUAGUGGUAGCCAACACAGUGUCCUUCCGAUACUGUUGGACAACUCCCAAUUCUGGAUGGAGCUGUUGAGAGUUGGAGUCCAAUGAUGUCUGGAAGACACCUAGUUGCCUGCCCCUGACCGAAUCAGUCACUAUGGAAUGGUUUGAUGCAUGUUAGUUUCCUCCCCCAAGAUACACCUUCAGCAGACAAGUUGUAAUUUUCUUCUGAAUUUUGCUCUCACAAGGUGAUUCACAUCACAGAAACAUAAAUAUAAACACCCACCAAACACCUGUCUAACAAUCUGCUCCAGAUUUUGGGAGGCUCUUGGCAGUAUCUAUCCUGUGUUUGCCUUCUUGCUGCUAUCAUGACUGCCCAUGUGUGUGCCAUCCCUAUGGGCCUAAGCUGCCCAGAGGUUAAGAGCAAACCCAACGGAGGCUGCUACUCUCGGUUCUUGUCACUGCUUGCAUACUUGUAGAGGGCAUGUGAGCAAGCAGCAGCAAGAAGAAGGAGCAAGGCCAAAGGCCUUUGGCUCAGCAAUGGGCCUCCCGCUGGGUUGUUGGCCUUGGCAGAUGCCCGAUGGUGCUGCACCCUGAAACUGGCCUUGCUAGUUGCAGCCAACUUGAAACAGGUGUGCAUAUAAUUACUCGAAAGUGACCUUGGAAGAGAUGUUAGCACGUGGAUAUUAAGAUACAUGACUGCAAUCCAAAGAAUGUGCAAGUAGUUCUAUGUGCUCAACAGGGCUCUGGACUUGGAUUUCUCUAACAUCAACAUCUCAGCCAGCCCUCUCCCUGUCAAAGAAAAAAAAAUGCUGCACAGAAAAUAAGUUUGAAAAUGCAGAAGAGUUUCAAAAGCAAUUUGGGAUAUGACAUGGGGUGCACUGCACACAAGCUCUUGAACAAAGUAAUGCUUUGGAUCCUGCCUCAUGUCAACAAAAACUAGUUUUGGAAACAGUUCUUAGUUGGCCGUGUACAAGGUCAAUUAAGAGCUGAAAGCAUUUAAUUGACCAGAAUUUCAUGCAUGCAAAUUCCAAAAUAGCAACAGACAACUCUGUUGGUCUUUGUCCCUCUGUGUACACAUCAGGCUGAUAAUGUAAUUUUGCAGCUGCUGAAUAUACAGCAUUUGCUUCUAAUUACAACCACAUCAAUCACACAUCUGGAAUAUAUUGUCAUAACUUAACCUCUUCUGUAUGUACACUGUUUGAUCUGCAACCACAUCAGGUAUCUUUUUUAUCACUGUCAUGAAAAGCAUGGUGUGUUUAAAAUUAAUUUUGCAUUGUCAAUAACUUCUCCCAUGCAUUUUUCCUAUUGUGUCUGUGCUAUGGUCAGAACACAGUGCAAUACAAUAAAGUUACUUCCAUAGAGGCUGCAAUCCUAUACACAUGCCUACCUGGGAGUAAGUCGCAUUGAACUCAGCAUGGCUUGCACCUGAAUAGACUUGAAUAGGAUUGCCCUGUAAAUCACCACUGUUGCAAUUUCAGUAAAAUUGCAGGGUUGAUGUCUGAUAUCUUUUACACUUAUGAUGUAUUGAAAUCCUUGUAUAUUAAAAUAAUUGGAAAUUAUGCUACAAAAUCAAGAUUUCAUCCAUAGUUAUGUUAAGAUCUCCCCCACCUCCUCAAAUUUGCUUGUGAAAAUCUAUCAUGUUCUUCAAUGAAAGGCUCAAGAAAAUGGUAUGAAUGCACCACACACAAACAGUAUGCCUAAUGUGUAUGAACUCAACCUUGCAUGUGUGAAUGUCUUGAAACCUACAGUUUUAAAAUAUCCACUAACUUUUAACAUAAGCAUUUCAGAAUACCUUUUGUCAUUUUAUCCAUUAUAAACACAUUACAGAAAAGUACAUAAUAUUCCUUUCUCUGAAUCCCAUGCAUUUGUGUGUUGUGGAUUGUGUUAUGACUGAGCUGUGUAAGCAGCAGUCAGAGGUGAGCCAGGAGCUAAGAACCAGGAGUUGAGUCAGGUGUUUAGAGCUAAGGACCACCCAAAAACAUGGCAGAGCCAGCCCAAGCAGGAAGAUUUUUAUUUCUCCUUCCUGUCCAGUAUGACCAAUGACCAACUUGAGUGGGUGAGUUCAGCGCAGAGCCUAAGAAUGUGCCUAUUUAUGCACUGGGUAUAUUCUGGGGAAUAGUUACACUUUAAUUCAUCUUUUGCAGGACAUCUUCCUGUGGUCAUGAAAUAAACAAUUUCUCCCCCACCCCUUUUCCUCAGAAAAUUCUGCUGUUUUUAAUUCAGUAUCAUACUUGUACAAUCUCCCCUAUCCCUCUGCUGUUCUGGCUGGUCAUGGGCUGUAUACAUAUUUUCUCUACUCAUUGCAUUCUCUAUGGUUAGACUUAUCUAGGAAUUGAUAACAUUUCAACCCUUUCCUUUCCAGAUAGUUUUGCCUUUAUAGCCUUUUAUCUUCUUCCCCUGCCCCUCCAAACUGCAGCAGGCAAGGGGUUCAUGAAGUAAAGCGGGAGAGAGUAUUUAACCCACUUAGCAAUCCUACUUCUAACACCCUGUAGCUAUUUCACUUCCCACUUAAAGCAGAGCAGCAAUGAUUGGGUGCUGCUAAAUUGUCCACACUUUGAGGCACUGCCAGAAUGUUGCUCCAAGCUGCAGCUCUGAUAGAACAUCAUAUGGGAUGGACAUACCAGACCUGAAGGCUCCUGGUUCUAGCCAUGGCAGCUCCUGACAGAUGGAUGCCUUUAAACAACUGUUUUUUAAAGAGCAAUAACAAUAGGAAUGUGUAAAGGAAUAGGGGACGGAAUAAGAACAGACAGUCAGGAGCAACAGCACUGCUCAGCUUUAACGCUAAACGAAAGAAAAACAUACCCAAAGAAAAUAUGGGAGAAAACCUGGCAUGACCAUAGGGCUGGUUGGGACAAAGAAUACAAGGUGAGGCCAGGAAAUGAUAGAAGGGAAGUGUCACAGCAGUAACAGAAGACAUACCUAUGCCACAGGUAUAAACUGAUUUGAUUGCCAUUCCUUCUCUAAAGGCAAUCAUGAGACAGGCUUGGUUCCAAAGUUCAGUGAGUCCUCUGCUGGGCUCACUCCUGUGGAUGCAGUCACUGCCAGGCAGCUGUGUCUGAGCUACCAUUUUAAUUUCUCAAAAUGCCUAGAUACAGUGUCAGUAAUGGCAGUUCAGUUGUGUAACCACACAGCAUAUGGAGCCCAAUAUUAGCCUCAGCGCAGUAGUGGGUCUGCCAGGGCACCAGGGGGCCCAGCAGCAGCUGUCCAAAGCUGAUGCUGGACCUGCCUUGAGAUCUGUAGUUCAAAGGAGCAGGGAAUUCUCCCAACCUUCACCAGACUGUAAUUCCCAGGGUGGUUUGGGGGAAGCCAUGAUGAUUAAGCUGGUAUAGAAUAAUACAUGUUUAUGAUGCCCUGUAUUAUUUUGUUUAAUUGUUAAUUAAAUAAACUCUCCCAGCUUUCCUCUCAAAGGGGUAGCUCAGGCACCAUAGGAGGAAAGUUUCUAGCAAGUGCAUUAGUUCUGAUUUAUGCCUGCCUGAUAUUUUACUGGUGCAUGUGCUUCUUAUGAGGACCAAUCUAGCACAAAGUUGAGUUUAUGCGAAUUUUGAACCUACCCUGGGUGUUCUCAUCAUAACCACCCUUUUUUAAAAAGAAAAAGAAACACACAGACAACUGGGGGUGGGGGACAGAAAAUGGAAUGUCUUCUUCUUCACCAAACUUCACCAAAUGAGCAAUUUUCUCUGAUGACGUUAGUGAAGUAUUCUUCUUAUUUCCUCACAGGGAUUAGCAUUCUGCCUCUCAGUUUUGGCUUUUCUUAUCUUACUGCACCAUCUCUGGAGUCAGAUUCAGUACAUGCUUUUUACUUUGAGGGGUAGGAACUGUUUUGUUUUAUCCUUAACUAACAGCACAAGUCAUUUCUGUAGUCAUGCCUGCAGGUGGUUAGAACCAACCGUCCCAUUCUUUUCAUCCUAAAAGGACCAUGCUGUCAUGCCAUACAUGCUGCCUAAAGCUUUUCCUCUUGAUCUCCCCUCCCUCUGAAAUGUUACCCUGGAGUGUCAUCCUGCAUGGUGAAAUAUGAGACCUUUUAAGAAGAAGAGAUAGAUAGGAAAUCCCCAAUUAAUCCCAUGGAUGGUGUAUUUCAGAUAUUAGGCAGUCCUGACAUCGUUGAAAACUGUAGAUGUAACAACCCGUGGUUUCUUUUGCUGUACACAUAAGUAGCCUUGAGGGUUCACCCCAAAGAUGUGUAUGUGUAUCACUUUGAGUCUGAGGGAAAGGCUGUGAGGGAGGGAUGCUGUUUGUGCUUUUGUAUAGUGCUUCUUCUGUGGGGUUUUUUAAAAACCAUUGUCAAGUAAAUAGAAAAGAAAUUACAUUAAAAAUAAUCCAAGGGGAGAGAAAAAUUUAGUGAAAUUGUCAGGGAUGGGCUGCAGGGCUUUUGAUCUGCUUACUUUCAAGGUAGCGGAAAGGUUUUGUGAGUGUCCUUCCUAUCAUUCUGCAAGUCUAUUCUCUAGUGGUCUGCACUCCGCAACCUUCCCAAGAGCCCAUGCUUCCUGAAAACCCCAUUACAUCCUUGGCUCUAAGUACAAAAAAAAUGGAGAUUACCUACUGGGCACCUGGCACCUGGGUGUACAAAAAAAAGUUGCUCCCUUUUUUAACCUGAAUGUUGUGGCCUUUUGCAUUUAAAGAAAUGAGUACAGAUAGGUUUCCUUUUUAGAAGGUAAAAGGAAGCAGUUCCCUUAAAAACAAACUCAAUGAUUGUACUGCCUCAAGCCCUUGGUAUCCAGCUAUCUCAACUUCUCAUGCUUCAAUUAAAGCCCAGGGAAGAUGUUAGGAAGUAACCUCCUAUGUGGGCUUUUCAGAUCAAGAAGUGCAGACAACUGGAGAAACUCUAGAGUGCUACACAGAUAUUUAAUGGGGACACACACACACACACACACACACACACACACACACACAUUGUAAGUUCAACCAAACACACACCACCUUUCUGAAGCCUGAAAAAGCAAAGCCCCUUUUCCAGAGAAAGAAGACUUUUGAGAAAUUAGAGAACAGAUUUUGGCACAGCGUAAAGCAUGUGGGACAACUCCCAUGGAAUAGUGCCAUUUCAGAAUGCAAAUCAGGGAUUGCAUGAUUGAAUCUCUGCUAUGUCAAAAAUUAUUUACUUACGAGUUUUAGCCUACCCUAUCCUUGGCUAUUAAUUUACUCUGUGCAGGAUGUUUUAUAUUAAGUGGGGAAUAUUCAGACUUGUAAUCCCCUGCCUACAUUCUGCAAUUCCAUAUGAUUACCAUCAGCUUCUUCCAUCAGCUUAUGCUAUGGUAAGCAUGAAACAAAUAUUACAUUCAUUAUAUUUCUUGGUCCUUCGUUAAAAAUCUCAGAGCAGCUUACAUAGGGUUUCCAAACAUCCUUCCAUUUAAAUACUAACCAUGCUGUGUCUUGUUUAGCUGUAUAAAUUGACCAGCAUGUGGCCUCUGACUGAACAAUUAAUGUGAGGAAUUAUUUUUAUUUUUUAUUAUUUAUUGAAUUUAUAUACAGUACCGUCCUAUACCCGGAGGUCCUAUGUACAAGAAAUAUAAGGUGCAUAACUGAUAGACAUUUGGUGCAGCUGUCCAGAAGGUAACAUUACCAUGUGCAGUCACUGUGAUGCUUGUGUAUUUAUUAAAUUUUUAUCCCAUCCUUCAUCCCAAAGGAUGUUUGCGAGGCUCUUGCCUUGUCAGAUGUUGACACAGAUCAAAUUAGCGUGUAAGAUAUUUUGGAGACACUCACUGUAGAGAUCUCUACAAUUGAAUUCUAAUCCAUCAUUUGAAACUCGAAGGUAGAUGAAUUUGCCUAAACUACUGGUGAAUGAAAUGAUAGUCAUGGAAAAAGUAAUGUUAUUGCAGCUGCCACCCCAACCCCCAGUAUCUGGCUGUAACUUUAUCAUGGGAUUUCUAGAGUCAGUCACAUACCAUAAUAGAAUGUAUCUGCCACAAUGCCCAAAGUAUUUGGAAUUAACAUUUAAAAAUACGUGUCUAAGAGAUGGCAUACAUCAGACUUCAAGGAAGUCUGCAUUUUGCUAAAUCUCAGACAAUUGCUAGUUAUGCAAAUGUACUUAAAGCACACAGUAGCUAAUAAGAUCAUUAAAGAGAUGGGACUGAAAUAUCAGACUGUGAAUUAAUGUCAUGCCUCAUUUGAGUCUCAAGUGAUAAACUGUGAUUAUAUUUAAGUUGCUGUCUAAAGUGCAGUAUUUCACUUUUGGAAUGAUCUAGAGUAAUUUCAGCACUUUAAGGAAAAUUUCAGGAUUCAGUUUUGGAAAAUAGCUUUUAAGAUGUUAACCUUUCCAAACUCAGUCCACCAAAAAAACAAGAAUGUUCAUCAUGUGCUGUGCUUAAUUUUUUUUUUAACGCAUGAAUAUCAGUGAGUCAGAUGGGAUUACUCAUAUACUUAGCAUUAGAAAUUUACUGAAGUCAAGGCUAGAUUUUAAUAUCAUAGAGGCCUUAAUAUUGAAUCAUAUCCCAGGGAUGAAUAUGUUCCUGAUCAGUAGAUUAUGGUUUGUCCUUUACCACCAUUCACACAUAGACAUAUAUUCUUGUUCCCCCAAGCCAGUACUGCUCUUGAAAUCUUCUGCAUCACAAGCAAAAUUCUGCAGUUGAUGCUGGCUUGGCCAAUAGGAUACUACUACUAUUCUAACCUGCUGAUUGCCAGGUACAUUGAUCUUCAGUAUUAUGAUAAGAGUUUCUAGUUUUAUGAUAUGCUUUGAAUGCUUGCUUAUUCAACAAUUUCCAAAGUGUUUUACCUACAGUGGUCAGGGAGAAAAAUAAAACAUUUUUUUCUGUUCAACUUAGAACCCUUGUUUUUCAAGCCUUACUCCUUUUAAGAGUUGGAUAAAUUGGGGCUACUAGCUAAUAAAUCACAUAGGGAAGUCUUUCAAAAGAAACAGUAACAAUGAUUCCAUGUUGCAUCAUUUUCAGACUAAGCUAUAGGUUUUAUAGAAUCUUGAGUAUAACAACUCUGAGUGUCCUGUUCUAUUGCCAGAUUCGGGGGGGGGGGGGGGAAUCCCACAUUAAAUAUUCUCUCUUUCAGGACCAUCAUGGCUCCAGGUCUCAAAUGGCCAACACACCUAAACUUCCCUGGAGAUUCCCCAGUCCAGCACAUAAGCCUGAGAAGACUAAGGAUAUGAGAAAUAGGGCUGUGCAACUGCUCUACCCAGAUCCCAAACCAAAUUAGACCAAUUUGGGUCUACUCAGGAUUUGGCUGGAGUAGGUUGAGGCAGACCUGAGUAGAUCAGGUCCACCCAGAGCAAUCUAGGGCUGUCCAAAGGGGUGUGGUCAGGCAGUGAAAAGAGUUGGGGUUUUCCCCUCCUCCACUGACCAUAUGUUUAAGCAAGCUUUAAAUCCUUAAUUAAACACUGUGCGAGGACCCUGAUUUGGUUUGGGGUCUGGAUCCUGGUCAGAUUGGGGUCAUUAUGAAUCACCAGAUAGUGCCCUGAAUUGGAUCUAUGAGGCCCUCUUACACAGACUUAGUUAGAAGGCCUCCAUUUCCAUUCCACCCCAUAUUUGUCACAUGUAGUGCUGUUUCCAUUCUGCUGCAGUUCAGCUUCCAACAAAAGUUAUGCCAUUUGCCUUGCUGCCCACUGUGGUGAAAAGUUAUGCAAUCAAUUACAUAGUUAACCAUGUAAUUACUUUACAUCAUCAUUAUGUUAUUCCAAGCCAUUCAUUUCAAUGCAAAGGAAACACAAUGCAAAUUGGGGGAAAGAACGUCACCAAUUACAUAUUGUUAUGCAUCAUUUGAAACUUUGCAGGAGUGGGGUGAAUCCAUGUGGGGGCAAUUUGGAAGAGGGAAAGGAUAAUAGAAAAAGGAUGCACUAACACAUCCUUCCUUCUUCUUCAAUUCUGAUUACCCCUCCAAACAUGGCUUUUCCUAUAAUAAAAUAGCCAGUGGGUUACAAUUACAUGUGUUUGGCCCUAACAAACAUAAUUUUAAACAUAAUUAAUUGUAUAUUUAAAAUCAAGUAGCUCACCCUUGACUUCUUUCUUUUUAAUCUUCCUUUCUUUUGUAGUUUCUGGAAAUUGCUCUUGUGAUUCAAUCACACCAGUGUGGAGCUGUUGUAAUGACAAAACGUUUUUGUAAGGUUCCCAGGCAAUGCUUUUGCUAUAAUUAGUUUUGCCAGUGAUGCCUUCCCCUAGCAUUUAAUAGUCACAUCUACAAACUACAUUGUGAGUCAUGGGAUACCUUCUGGUUUCUGAAUUUAGACCUUUCCCAACAAUCUUGCUUCAGAAUGAUGGCGGGUACAGAUAUUUUCUCUAUUUAGACAACAGUGCAACCAGGCUGACCUGGCCUAUGCACUUUGCUUCACUGAAAACUGAAAAAUACUUGUCUUGUCAUCUCUACGUUAAUUUAAAGGCAUUGUUGUUGUUGUUUUUAAUGUAAGGAAACAACUGUUGUUUCUUUCAAAAUAUCAUGGAAUUUUUAUCUUCUAGGUCCUGCCACACAGAAUCAUAGAAUUGUAGAGUUGGAAAGGACCCCAAGGGUCAUCUAGUCCAACCCCCUGCAAUGCUGGAAUUGCAGCUAAAAUAUUCUAGCCGUGCCUUUAGCACAGGAUCCCUUCUUCUAGCUAUUGGUAGGUGGGAGGAAAGGAGGGAUUGCAGGACCCAAAGUCAGCUUUGUGAGCUGUCCUGGCCCCCUGGUGGUGCAGCGGUUAAUUCAUGGCAAUCUCCCACAGCCACAUCCCCUCUGAAUAAUAGACCUAGCAAAAAUGAAGUGUGGCUUCAGCGCCAAGGCAGCUUUAUUCUUAACCUUCCCCUGCCUCCUUUGGUUCACCUUCAGUGUGAUGAAGGGUUACACCGGUCACUGUUCUGUGACAUUAGAGGUGGGGUUCAACGAAAUAGUUGCACAAGUGCAAGGAGGAGGGCGGGUGCAAUGUAAUUUUGUCUUUCCCCCAUCUGCACCUUGUGAGCCCCCGAAUCUGCUCUGGAAAACAGGAGAACCCCAAAACAGAUUUAGGAAUGGGCAUAGGGGAAAACAUCCUGUCAUGCAAAGAGAAAUCCUUGUGUUGACAGGGUGUUCUCUUUAGCACUGCCCAAUGACCAGGGGGAAAUAAAAGGGAUUUUUCAAAAUAAGAGUGGCUGCCAAACCCUCCACAAUCAACAUUCUUGUACAGGAAAUGCCUGUUUUCCCAUUUGGUAUAUACAGUUUUUAUGCUGUACUUGAAGCAACUGCUGAUAUUGUGGAGCCAUUGCAUUAAAACGUUCACAGCACAGGGUUUUAGACCUGGGAAAUGCAGUGCUAGCACAUUUGCCCUGUGAAAUAUGCCUUUGCACAUAUCAUGAUUCAAGAGCACCUAUUGGAUAUUGCAUCACUAGUGGCGAGCGAAACAAAUACAUCUCCCUUUCCUUGGUUGCCUCUUUUCAUGAAUAUUACUUCUGGUUAGUUUUGCUGUUUUAUCAAUUCUUUGGAGACUGUGCUACGCUCACUGUACAAUUCUUGUAUGGAAGCAUGCAUCUAGUUAGACUCAUUUGUUUUUAAAAGAGACUUAACAACUAUUCCCCUUCGUGGCAAAAAUAUUAUUACAUCUAUUAUAUGGAAAGGUUAAAUUUAUUAUACCCAUUGUCACUGAAACGUCACUUGCACGGGAAUAUUGCACAAUGGCUAAUCGUUCUGUGAUCCUGAAAUUCCUAUAUUGUAUCCAAUUCUUUAAAACGGCAGAACUGAUCUGUAUAGGGGAAUGCAGGGCAAUUCUCACCAUCCACAGACUAAUUCAUAGGCUAAUGGACUCACUGGUAUACUAAUUUAUCUUUUCCUGCCUAUACCUUUAACGUCCUACAUAUGCUCAAAAACUCUUCUUGCUCAAAACAGUUCAAGAGCAGGGCAGAUUUUGCCAAAUUUAGGAAGUGCUUGGGAAGCAUCAUAGGGCAUCUGUCAGCAUGUAAAAUGUCUUUCCUGUUCUUCCUGAUGGUGCUCUUAAUUUUCCUCUUAAAAGUUGUAACAGUACCAGAGUGAGAAAAUGAGAUUAAGGCCAUUGCACUUCCUGGCAAUAGUGGAGAACCUGUGGCCUUCUGAAUUCUUUUGGAUUACAAUUCUCAUCAUCCCAGUCAGCAGAGCCAAUGGGCAGGAAUGAUGGUAGCAUCUGUAGGACAACUGAUUCCCUACUCAUGGUAUGAAGGAAUGGCUAGAGAAUUGUUACUUUUCAUUUUGCUUAAAAAGUAGCCAUCAACCAUAACCCAGAGAUGGUUAUUUUAUUGGGUUCAUUGAGUUACCACCCUUCUGCUCUUUCUUCAUUAUACUAGAAUAACACUGCUGGAACAGGGCCAUCCUUUUCACACAUUGGCCAGCCAAAUGCCCACAAGCAAGACCUGAGCGCAACAGCACUCUCCCCACUAGUGUUCUCCAGAAAUUGGCAUUAAAAAGUCAUGCCACCUGCAGUACGUAUGCAGCCAUAAUGACUAGUGGGCUUUGAUUGCCUUAUAUAUGUGGAUUUGUCUAAACCUCUUUUAAAGUCAUCAGCUUCCUAGUAAUUAGUACAUUCAGUAGUAACCAAGUCCUUGGUGCAACUAUGCACCAUGUGAAGAAGUACUCUCCUUUCUCGGUUCUGAUUCUUCCUCAUUCAUCUGCAGGUCCUUUAUGAGCAACUUUUAAAAAUCCAUCUCAAUAUUGAGCAUUGUGGGACCCUGCUUCAUCUGCUCUGGUCGUAUGAGCUGAAUGAAGUUACAUUUCUUGCCUUUCCCAUCCAUUAGUACUCAGUAUGACUCUAAGAGUGAGAAGAAAACACACCACAGAUCCAACCAAAUAAGAUUUAAAGAUGAAAACAUUCUAGAAAUAACCAGAAAUCAGAGUAAAGAAAGAUGUUGACAUUAUACUAUGGACUCUGUCCAACUGCUGAGUAACUUCGAGGAACUAGAAUGUGUUGAUGGUCUUGAUGCAUCAGCAAGAUGGUCUAUUUAUGGAGCUCUUACUGAAUGGAGCUGGCCUCCAUAGCAUGUGCAGUAUGCCCAUAGCUGUUCUUACAUGCCCCUCCUGGCAUAUUUGCAAUAUCUCAGCUUAGUCAUUCAUUCAUGAUCAAGCGAUAUGUGUAUCCAAACCUUACAAAUUAUUCAGGCUUUGUUACCUGAUCCAACGAAUGAAUGGUACAAAGCUCUGCCAUGAGUCAUAAUCUUAAAUGGGUCUCAUUCAUCAGGUCCUUUCAAAGAACAAUCUAUAUUUUAAAGUGCCGUCUGCUUCUUAAGUGGCAUACUUAGACAAUGCUCUGCGUCACUGCUAGAAUAGCUGCCCUUCUCUCCCACCAGAAGAGAAUGUUUCUUUUGGCAGUUUUUGAGGUCUACGUCUUGUAACACACAGCUUGCAAGAUCUUGACUUCAUGAUGUCUCUUCACAGUUUUCUUAAAGAGCAUCAAACAAGCAAACAAGAUGAGGACGAGAGAGUAUAAAGUUAGCUUUCUAACAUUAACACCCACAAGCUACUCUACAUUAUUUUUCAGAGCAAACUUGUAUGCAAGCAUUAUGUUAUCUCUAGUUAAGCAGCUAAACAAAAAGUUGUGAGCAAGUGAUUCAGAAAGAUGGUUUGAUCACAGUCUAUAAACCACACAUUGAUUUGGAUGAUACAAUACAAUGGAUUACGUUUUCUGAUUUGUUUUGUUUUUUACAUGAAAGGGAGGCAGACAAUUGUUUUUAUGUGAGUAUGAUAGAUUUAGAUUAUUGCAGUCCUAUUAAAAAAAACACUUGUCAGCAUAUGUUUAAAGAAUUCUGGAAACAGUCAUUUAAUUUAAUGAACCACUAGAGUUUUCUGAUAGAAGAUUCACUGGACCUCUCGAGAAAGGCGAGAAAUAAUGACAAAAUUAUGUUUUCACUGCCUCUUUUUCAUCUGCUGCAGUCAGUCCAGUGGCACACAACUUAUUUUUGUUAGAUAUGAAUGGUGAACAGGGCUUAAUAAUUCCCUAACAGCAGGUGGUAAUGUUUAUCCUAUCAGAAAGUGAUCAGAGAACACACCAGACAACUGCUAGACCAAGUGUCUCCUCCCUGUUUCCCCUUGAGUUUGAAAAGCAUCAGACAGCUGGCUUGGUGCACUGUUCAGUUGCAGCAUGCAAGAUGCUUAUGGAAUCCAUCUUGAGCCCUCUGCUGAUGCUUGCCCAGUUCCCUCACCUGGGUGGAAGCCAUCCCUAUGGGAUAAGAUGUCUGUGAGAGAGAUUGCUGCUGCUAUGAUAAAAGCACCCUGAGAAUCAUACACUACAGAGUAAGAUGAUAGGCAGAGUAAGAUGUUUCGGGCUUAAAUUUGUAUUGAUAGCUUUGUAUAGAGCCACUGAGAUAGAUUAGAAGUGUAAUGACGUGCGGCAUUUUCAGCUGAGUCCACUGGAACAUUCACACUUUAUGGAACAGGGCUUACUUAAGGGUCUCCUUCCCCUGAAAAGGUUUCACCAUUAGUUUAAGCUCCCUAAAGUAUGCUUGACAUUACAUCCUUCAGGGAACUUACCCAGCCUACACACAAAGAGGAACACUGCAUUCAUUUCUCAGGACUAUUUUUGGAAUCGUUAAGGUUGUGUGAAAUAAACAGCAUUACAUUAUCCUUUUGCCACAUAGCUCUAAUUGUAACAGAAUGAAAAUCUAUUUUGGUGAGACAUUCAGUCCCCAUGGGCGCGAAAAGUUCACGGCCAACCACCUUUCUGAGAAUUGAACAGCUAAUCUCAUGAUGGAUGGAGUUUGCUGGUGCAUAUUUUACCUGCCUACAGUUAUGUAGUUGAACAAUUUAUUUUAUAAGAAAAGAGUUUCACUUGGCUCCCAGAGAAUUAAAAAUAGGCAUAAGAAGAGAAGUCUUUGAGCUUAUAGCUGUAUUGUUAUGAUAAAAGUUGACAGCUGUAGGAAGUUCUGCUGAAGGGAUUAUAUUACAUUACCAUGUAAACAGAAACUCUUUAGAGAAAGUUGAAAUUGUUUUAAAAUAACCUAUAGUUACGUCUGCCAUUCUAUUUAAAUUUUCAGUGGACAAAAAAUAGUUUCUGACCAUGGAGAAGAGCCUAUGUUGUAAGUAAUAGAUUAUUAGCAGACAAUGCAUAUUGUAGUGGUGGGAACAUAAAUUUGACAGACAAGGGUUGAAUUCAAAUCAGUACAGCCCUGAUGUGAAAAUUUUGCAAAUAAUGAGUUUUUAAGACAAUACUUUUAAAAUUAAUUGAAGUCAAAUUCAGAUUCUGGUUGUGAAUUUUUGGGUGCAGGCAGGCAAAUGGAUGAAGCCCAGGCUUCAGUGGCAAAAUUUGAACCACCUUUCAUCCAUUACAUUCUUUUUCUAGAAUGUACCGGUAACUUUUAUUAAGCGAAAUUAUAACAUUUUUUAUAUAUGCAAAGUGCCAUUUCAGCAGGAGUUUAAGACUGGGUUUUCCUUUUCUCCUUUACUAUUAACAUGAAACACAUAAAUUAAAUUACCUACAUUCAAAUGCACUUCUUGUUUUCUAAAAUCAUAUAUUAUUAUAUAAUGGAAUAUGUGAUUUUCAAAAACAAGCAGUGUUGAUAUUAUAUAGCAACAAAUUCAAAGGACAUUUAAACUGCAAUUCUGUCCCUAUUUAUCUGAAAUUAAGCCCCACUGAAUUAAGUGGGAUACUUAUUUCUGAAUAGGCAUGUGUGUUCUUAUACUAGACACAUACCAAUCAAUUUGCCUUGUGGAAGCGUUAAAGUGCACGAUUCAUGCCGUAAAGCUCUUGCUGGACUAUAUCACUUCAGGCUGGAGGUGAGGAAUUGCAUUUUUUUAUGUGCUUGCAUAUAAAGAGGACCCCUUAUGUGAGGGGAAAAAACAGCUAGAAAAUUGGUGCAAUAGGUUCUGAGAGGGAAACUCUUAAACAAAAAUUACAAGUGUGUAUGAUGUUUCUGGAUCAUGUCUGCUGAGUGCUGGAGUGAUUACCAAACAUUGUCAUUUUAAGUAGAAAACUUUAACAAAAGCAAGUGGUUUUUUAAUUUUGUUAAAUGUGAAUAAGAUGGAAAGUGUGGAAAUGGAGGAUAGGAUGGGUGGUUUUAAGGAAGGAUCAGCAAUGUUUUCUUGAUGGUUGCUUAAGGAUUGCCUGCCACUCAGAAUUUACUAAAAAGGGAAAGAGUGCAAGGGGAUGAUGGAUAAAACCAGAAUAGCCCAUUGAUAACAUUGCUAAUGUUAUCAAUGUGGAGUGAAAGUUUGUAUCUCCUGCACAGUAAAAGCCUCAUACUCAGAGGUGCCAAAUGCCUGCACUAUGGAAACCAGCUUAAACUAGUGCAGGAAUUGUCAGCAACUUCUGCAUUCCUGGGACCUAUUCUGUAUUCGAGACUGGGAUCCAGUGCCAUUCUGCCACACAAACUCAGCUUGUUCCUGGGUGGUCAAACUAUUAAAAUUCUCGGUUCUAUGCCCUCUAGCAAUAAAGCUUUCAUAGUGGAAUGCACAUGGCAGAAUGAGCACUGACUAGGGAACUGCAUUUAAAGAAUACGAAACCAGAUAGAGAAGCAGUCUCCCCAGGUAACUUUUUUCACUGCUCCCUGUUUUGCAGUGCCAGUCUUCCUUUGGUGUAGAGUAGCAGUCUUCCCAACACCUGGCAACCACAUCCCCCCAUCAGAAUGACACAAAAAUGUCACAUAGUGUCAGUCUUAGGGUAUUUUGGCAGGGGGCAUGGUGGUGGUUGGCUGCUGUUAGAGGAGGAGUGCAAAUCCCACCACCUGUACAUUCAGCCAGCUUUCAUUCCUCUGAAUUCAAAAAUCACCCAAAUGACACACACCCCGUCAAUGGUGGUAAAAGGGGCAGGGAUUUUAGCACUAUGGGACCAACCCUGUUCUCUGUUCUCUGUUCCUUACAUAGAAAGAUGCCUUAUACUAUCAGACCAUUGGUCCACCUUGCUUGGUAUUUUCUACGUCGACUUGCAGUAGCUCUCAGGAUUUCAGACAGGUUUCUCUCCUAGUCUUACCUGGAGAUGCCAGGAUUGAACCUUGGACCUUCUGCGUGCAAAGCAGAUGCACUGAGUUAUGGCCCUUCAAAUAAGGGCAUUAGCUAAAGCAGGAGUGCGAACCUUUGGCGCUCCAGGUGUAGCUGAACUACUACUCCCAUCAGCCUCAACAAGCAUGCCUGAUGGUGAGGGAUUAUGGGAGCUGUAGUUCAGCAAUACCUGGAGGGCCAAAGGUUCCCCACACAUUAGCCAAAAGGUGUCAUCUUCCAAAGAGAUAUUUCCCAACAAGCAAGGGACAUAAUUUUUAAACCCUUGAUGUCCCAUUAGUUCAGUUCACAAUAAUCAACAGUUGUAUUUGUUUACUCUUGCUCAGCUAUGCCACUGAAACAGAGGGUACAAGACUGAACUGUAGCAAAAGUGAAAUUAAGAUGUGUCCAUUUAAAAACCUGUGCUAAUAAGUGUACAGAAUUAUGUGCCCACAUAUUGUACUUGCAACAGUAUUACUUCAAAAGGAUCAUCCUUAUUAGGAUGGUAUUUUAGAGUUGGGGCCCUAUAGAAUGAAUCUGCUUGGUGCAAAAUCCAUUUAUGAUGUUCCUUAUUUAAAACUAAGGAUCUGGUCCUUGAAAGAAAAUGCAAAACUGUUAUUAGAUAGAAAGAAGCAAACUACUUUUUUCACACCCACUAGGCAACAGGUCUUGUUUUGCAAACAGCAUGACUCUAAGCCAACUAAUACCUAACAAGUCAUCAUUCCUCACUAACUUGGUUUAAAAUUUAACACUGUAUAUUUACAAACGAUGCUUGGGACAUUGCCAGACCAUCUUUAUCCCAUAUAGCAGUUCAUCAUAAGCAUCUGUGAUAGAAACAGUAUUUCAGGUAUAGGAGACCUAUGGCUCUCCAGAUGUUGCUGAAUUGCAACUUCCAUCAUUCCUGGUUGUUGGCCAUGCUUGCUGGGACUGAUGGGGACUGUAGUUCAGCAACACCUGGAGGACCAAAAGUUCCCCAGACCUGCUGCAUAAGUUUGUGUUUUCUGAUGAGCUAUUUCAAGGUUCUCUACAUCUUAGAGAUAUAGAGCCAUGGUGAGGUGCAGCAUACUCUUUUAAGAGUAAGGAGGGAAGUGCCCUGUGUAUUGAACAUCUUUGUGUGCUCUGGGUUUAGUGAAAAUUUGGAAGAUGCUUCUGUUGAAUUUUUCUUAAGGUAAAAAAGGAUGUCCUGGUUGGCAUCUCUAUUAACCAUCAAGCUAGAGUACAAGUGCUAUCUGAAGACUUUCUAUGACCAACUUAAGAAGCAUAAAAUCAUAAGUUCUGUUGAUUUCAUGGGACUUCGGGUUUACUUCCAGAAGUCCAAAGCAAUUGAUAUAAGCUUUUAAUAUUAUUCUACAACAAUGUUCAAAAGGUUCCAAAUAACUUUGGAUAGCCAUUUCUUAAUCUUUUAAUGAACACAUGGGCCUAGCAGAGUUCUCCUCAUCAAACCCUGUUGAAAUGAAUAGGAGCUGUGGAAGAUUACAUACUGCUCUCAUUCAUCUCAAUGGGAUUUGUGCAAGGACAUUUUCUGCUGGGUUAUGUUUAAAACAGCCUUCCUCAACCUUGUAUCCUCCAGAUCAGGGUUUCCCAGACUUGGGACUUCAGUUGUUUUUGGACUACAAUUUCCACCAUCCCUAACCACUGGUCCUGCUAGCUGGGGAUGAUGGAAAUUGUAGUCCAACAACAGCUAGAGACCCAAGUUUCUGAAACCCUGCUUCAGAUGUUGGAUUCCAACUCCUAUCUUCCCUGCUCAUUGGCCAAACUGAUCGGGGCUGAUGAGAGUUGUAUUUCCAAACACCUGGAGGGUACUAGGCUGAGGAAGGUUGCUCCAAAGAUGUUGUGGUGUUUAUGUAUUUAUUUUCCACAGCCAUCAAAUACUUCUAAAUAAUUGUUUUUGAUGGAACUGAGUAGUCAAUAUGUGUAGGUGCAAGAUGAGUUUUCAGAUUUUCCCAUUGUAAAUCUUUAUUCCUCCACCCCUAGACUGGGUCUGAACCAUCCCCUCAAGGGCACAUGGAAGGACGUCCUGGGAGCAAUGAGAGAGUUGAUGAGCCGGCUCGUCAUGUCUUCUCUUUCUCCUGGUUGAACUCAUUGAAUGAAUGAUGACUCUCCAUCCAGCUGGUUUCUGGAAGGAUUCAUAGGAAGCAUGUGACUUGGCUCAAAGUGAUAACAAAUACUGCAUUAAAAGGAAUGGUGGAUCACAUUUUAUCCCAAGGAUUUUGUUUGAAAAAUUUCUCAUUGGAUUUGACUCUGUAAUAUUUGUUUGCAAUUUGGGAAAGGGGUGGGAGGGAAGAAGGAAUGUAAGCUAAUAGCUGAUCAUGAACCAAUGGAGGAUCAAGUUCCUACCAGCUUUGGAGGUAAUGGCAGGUAUCAAGUGGUGACCUUAUUACUUGUCAAGGUCACCUCAUUGGCUAGGUACUGAGUUUAUGUGAUAAGGCUUUAUCUAAGAAAGGUGAUAUGUGAUAUAACAAGCUAUUGCAUGAUUAUUGCAAUUGAUCCUAAGUGUGCCGCAGCAAAAUUAAUGUCAAAAAAUUAUGCGAAGAAAAGAAAGCAGCACAAUACUGUUUUUACAAGUAAAGUGCUAAAGGCACACAAGACACAUCUGUAAAUUGGGGACUUCUAUACGCAGUUUUACAGGAGUGGUUUACCAAUAUUCUUGCAUAGCUGUUUCCUCACUAAAGGCAUUGUUAAUAAACUUCACAUUACA